AUGGCCAUCUCUCUCACUUCAGCCCUGAAAACCUCCCAGCUCUCUCUCUCUCCAUCUCACUCGCUCUUCACAACACAAAGGCCGCGACCCAGGAUCGCCAUCUCAUGCCAAUCAUCAUCAUCAUCAUCAGCGACCAGGUCGGUACGUGAAAAUGGCUCCAACUACUACGAGCUGCUUUCACUGAACCCUAGCAACACGAGCGCCGAUGACGUCAAGAGAGCGUACAGAUCGCUGGCGCGCCAGUAUCACCCGGACGCGUGCCGCGACCCGUCGAUGAAAGAAGAGUCGACGAGGAUGUUCCUCCGGCUUCACGAGGCUUACGAGACGCUGUCUGACCCCAGGUCGCGCCAAGUAUAUAACUGCGAACUUGGCCUGAGCUCGACCGUAUCUUGGACAUCGCCAUGCAGUGCCGUCGAUGGUAAUAGUUUAUUUACGAGCGAUGAUCAGGAGAUGUUGAGGAGUAGGUGGCAAGAUCAGAUCGUUGAGCUGAAGAGGAGGUCAAACAAUCGGAUGGCUCAGAAGAACGGGUCGUGGGCCGCGCAAAAACGCGCUCACAACCUCCGGAGAGAUUAA
Syzygium oleosum is the source of this 573-nucleotide messenger RNA. Its product is annotated as chaperone protein dnaJ 20, chloroplastic-like. The transcript has a single exon. Gene Ontology annotation, cellular component: chloroplast. The record is from RefSeq and is a predicted model, not a curated record. Lineage: Eukaryota; Viridiplantae; Streptophyta; Magnoliopsida; Myrtales; Myrtaceae. The coding region runs from base 1 to 573 and encodes 190 amino acids.